This is a messenger RNA of Hibiscus syriacus, 2010 nucleotides long. RefSeq lists its product as uncharacterized. Bases 1 to 2010 code for a protein of 669 amino acids. NCBI's taxonomy places the organism in Eukaryota, Viridiplantae, Streptophyta, Magnoliopsida, Malvales, Malvaceae. The transcript is spliced from 4 exons. The record is from RefSeq and is a predicted model, not a curated record.
AUGUGUCCUGAGGAAUUUGAGAGUUAUGAUAAUGGUGAAGGGUGUGAUUUACCUUCUGAGCUGUUAAAGAUGGUAGAAAAAGAGGAUAAGAAAAUUCUACCGUAUAAGGAACCUAUUGAGAUCUUAAAUUUAGGGUUUGAUGUGGACAAGAAUGAUGUAAAAAUUGGCACCACUUUAUCUGAUAAAGGACUUCAAAAUUUGAUUAAAUUGCUACAAGAGUACAAGGAUGUAUUUUCUUGGUCAUACAAAGACAUGCCAGGAUUGGAUACGGAAUUGGUAGUACAUAAGUUACCAAUAAGACCAGAAUGUAAGCCAUUGCAACAAAAGCUGAGAAUAAUGAAACCCAAAAUUUUACUCAAAGUCAAAGAAGAAGUAAAAAAGAAAUUUGAUGCUAGAUUUCUUAAAGUAGCCAAGUACCCUGAAUGGGUAGCGAAUAUUGCCCCUGCAACAAAGAAGGAUGGAGGAGACUUUAACGUCAUAUUGCAACAGAAGGAAAUCUCAGACUACGAGCUCAUGGGUCCAUCAUUAACAUCAGACAUGAAGGAUUUUCAAGAUUUCACUCAAUAUCUCCACCUGCAAGACUAUCCUUUCUUUGGUUUAUCUUUCACAUGGAGUUACAAACAACAACACACUUUUCUUGCAAAGAAGCUUGAUAGGGUACUUAUCAAUCCAACAUGGGUAAACACUUUCUAUAACUCAUUUGUGGAAUUCCUUGCACCUGGCGCAUCUGAUCACUGCAUGGCACUAGUUUGGAUCAGCAGAGAGACUCAAGUUGACCGACCAAAACCUUUCAAAAUUUUCAACCUCUGGACUCUUCAUCCUAAUUUCUUAAAUGAAGUUCAGCAAUCAUGGCAAUCGCCCAUCAAAGGAAACUCGAUGAAGGCCAAAGUCCAAUGGUUAAAGGAGGGUGACAAAUACACAAAAUUCUUCCACUCAUUUAUCUUAGGAAAACACAAAAGAGACACCAUCCGGAUUCUGGUUGAUGACCAAGGUAGAAGGCUUGAAUCUUUUGAUGAAAUGGCUUCCGAGGUUACUGAUUUUUACUCUGGUCUUUUAGGCUCUAUGGACCCCAGGGUGAAGAGAUUAAAGAAUCAAUUUUCAACCAGAGCAAUGACAAAGCUCCAAGCCCUAAUGGAUUCACUCCAAUCUUUUUCAAAAAAAUCCUGGUCUGUGGUCGGAGAUGACGUUGUAAAAGCUAUUAAAUACUUCUUUCAAGAGACAUUCAUCCUUCCGACGUUCAAUGCUACUACCAUUGCGUUGGUUCCAAAAGUCCCUAAUCCCAAUAAUGUUAGAGACUUUCGGCCUAUUUCCUGUUGCUCUGUAAUUUACAAAACAAUCACAAAGAUCUUAGUCAAAAGGUUGGCUACAUUACUACCAGGAAUAAUAUCUCUCAACCAAUCAACUUUUGUCAAAGGAAGAAAUAUUGUUGACAACACCCUCCUUGCUCAAGAACUUGUGAGAGGAUAUGGAAGAAAAUCUAUCUCUCCAAGAUGUGCCUUGAAAAUUGAUCUACAAAAGGUUUUUGACUCUCUUCGCUGGGGUUUCAUUUCUUCCAUCCUAAAGGCUUUACAGCUCCCUAAUUCUUUCAUUGGUUGGAUAGAAACCUAUUAUUCUGAAGCAAGAUACUCCAUUUCUUUUAAUAGAAGUUUGAUUGUCUUCUUCAAAGGUGCAAGGGGAAUUAGACAAGGUGACCCCCUUUCUCCAAUCCUAUUUGUUCUUGCAAUGAAUGUGCUCUCUAGAAUUCUCAACAUGGUUGCUGCUAAAGGUUUGUUUGGAUACCAUCCUAAAUGUAAAAAGAUCGGCCUCACACACCUUUCUUUUGCAGAUGACCUACUAAUCUUCUGUAAAGGAAACAUCGAAUAUGUUGGUGGAGUCAUUAGCGUCCUGGACCAAUUCUAUGAAAUAUAUGGUCUUAAACUUAAUGCCGCCAAAUGUGAACUAUAUACUUCUGGAAUCUCAAUCAGAAAUCUUGACCAUAGUCUUCACUCAACAGGAUUCAAACAUGGUUGA